Prosopis cineraria is the source of this 1027-nucleotide messenger RNA. RefSeq lists its product as uncharacterized. The record is from RefSeq and is a predicted model, not a curated record. Bases 193 to 795 code for a protein of 200 amino acids. Lineage: Eukaryota; Viridiplantae; Streptophyta; Magnoliopsida; Fabales; Fabaceae. The transcript has a single exon.
CACUUCAUCUUCUUCCUAUAUAAUCCCUCCCUUCACUUCCCAUGUUUUCUCAUUGGGUUUUCUUUUCUUCUGCGAGGUCCAGUACGCCUCGCAGAAACCAGAAAAGAAAACCCACCAACUGCUUGACGAAAAGCCUCAUCCUCUCUUCUUCUUUGCUUCUCACACUGUGAUUACUGAUAUUGGUGUUCUGAGAUGGAGGUGCAUUCUCCAGUUAUAGCUAAGAGAGCAUGGAACGUGUUGAGGAUCACCUUCUUCAUGAUGAGGAAGGGUCUGAUCUCGAAGAGGAAGCUGGUUAUGGACAUGAACGUGAUGAUGAAGAAAGGGAAGCUGCUGAGGAAGUCUCUGGGCAAUCUCAUGUCGUCCCAUCUUCAUCAUCACCAUUCAAGGAGCGUGGCACGUGGUCGCUUUGGCCUACAGGAAUACGAAUUCUCUUGCAGCAACAGUCCUACUCCUGUUUUUUUCCACGUCCCAAAGCGCAAGCACCAUUUCAACUUCCCCUGCAUCAACCCUCCUCAGGUAAUUGAAGAAGAACCCAAUAAGGCUAUGGUUUUGGUGCCCAAGACCCCAGAGUACACCUUCAACUUCAGGUUUGACGCGUCUUUGUCUCCUGGAGAUAGAAGGAGCCCAAUUCAGUCGCCAUUUUCUGUGAGGAUUUCAGAUUAUUCAUCAGAAGAUGAAAACGAAGAGGGUGGGAGUGAUCAAGUUGAUGAUCAGGCUGAGGAUUUCAUCAGAAGGUUCUAUGAACAGCUAAGGAUGCAGAGCCGCAUGCAAUUACUAGAGUACCAAGAGGUGUAAAGACAAGGCGUAUAAACGUUUAAAUGUAAUCCUUAUCUUUACAUCUUGACACUAAUCCUCUGGAAACCUCCAUCUAUGAAACUGGAUUGUCCUGUUUGUAAUUCAUUGUCUGUUUUUGUUCAAUAUGUGAAGUUUUUAUGUAUCAAAUAUUUUUCCACUCUGUAACAUUCCCAUAUUGUAACAUAUAAUAUUGUGUUUACCUAUUAACAAAGUUGUUCUUUGUCUGGAAAAA